GCCGCCUAGUUGUCAAAUUGUGCGAGGCGUCGUUUGUUUUAUUUUCUUUCUGGCUGUUUUUCCGCGAAAAUAUCCCCGUGAUGGGCUCGAAAAAGCACAAGAAACACAAGAGUGAGCGUCGGGAGCGAUAUGAAGAUCCAAAUCUCAGUCCCGGACGACCACCGAGUCUGAAGUUGAUUCUCAAGGUGGGCAGCAACUCAACGCCUGAGUAUGGGAAUGACUCUCCAGCUUACGGGGUGCAGAAUGAUCAGUAUCUGCAGGAGCUUCAUGAGCGUCACAAGAAGAGCAAGAAAAAGAAGAAGAAAAAGGACCGGGAGAAGAAGCACAAGCAUCAUCAUAAGGAGAAGCGACGCCACCGCGAUGACUCCAGCUUCGACGAUAUGAGUAUUGGUGAGGAUAGCCAGAUGCAGGACUCUAUGAUGAGGUAUGGCGGAGUGUCCAAGGGAUUGGCUCAUCUGCGCUCGCCGGAGUCCAUCUCAUCGCAGGAGCACAACAGUUCGGGGUCAAUGCAGUCCCCGCAUGGGCCUAAGCUUCACCAGGAGAAGCCUGCGACUGUGUCUGAUGGAACAGGACGCGAGCCGAGACAGUGUGUGUUGAAAUUGAAGCAGAGUCGAUCGCCUCUGGCGAAAAUUCUGGAUCAUCUUCUGCGGAGCCUUGAGAAGAGGGAUCCUCACCAGUUCUUCGCGUGGCCAGUGACAAACGACAUUGCUCCAGGCUAUUCAGCUAUCAUCACGAAGCCCAUGGACUUCUCAACGAUGCGCCAGAAGAUCGACGAGAAUGCGUACACGACGAUUCAGGAGUUUGGGGACGAUUUUCGGCUAAUGUGUGAGAAUGCUAUCAAGUACAACCACGUGGAGACGGUGUACCACAAGGCAGCUAAGCGGCUACUUCACGUGGGCGCGCGGAUGCUUCAGCCAGAGAAUCUCAUGCGCUCCCUGCGCUCAUUCAUGGUGUACAUGCGAGAGUUGACGCCCAAGGAGUUGGGCUUUGAGCUGCCCAACUCUGAGAAUCACGACACUGAACAAUGCGGAGGCGAUUCAGCAGAUGAAGAGACUUCAACGGGCGCUGAGGAGAAUGUGAAUGUGAAUAAUGAGGAGGACGUAAAGCGAAAGCCUAUGAGGCAGAUAAACAACCCCAAGAGUCGCUUCGAACCCUUCAUGGACGACAUGUCGGCUGAGGAAGUGUUGGCGCAGGUCCAGAAGGCCGCCAGAUCGGCAAAGUCCAGGGUAUUCACUCGCCAGCGGGCACACAAGAUGGGCUUCCUGAGGCAGCACAAGGACGGCACCACUAGCAUGAAAAUUCUCCUCGACAGCGAGGGAAAUUGCACUGGACAGGAGCGAUUGAUAUCCUUGGGUGCCUUCACGGGACGCCUGAAGCAAGGCACUGGACAGAUUCAGGGCAUUCGAGAGGAUAGACGGAAUCUCGCCAAGGCGGUGAAGCCUCUUAAUUAUGGCGCUUUCAGUUCCUUCGCUCCAGUGUUUGACUCUCGCUUUGCCAAUCUCAGUAAAGAGGAAUCCCAGCUCGUGCUGUCCACUUAUGGUGAUGACACUGGUACUCAGUACGCCGAGAGCAUCCUGGAGUUCACCAAGAGCAGCUCUUACGCUAGUUCACUGGCCAAUGGACUUCUGGACGUGCUCACUGGUGGGGAACAUCGGAAGACUCUGGCCAAAAUCACAGAAUCCCACCGACAGCGCUCAGAGAAGGAGGAGGUGGAGAAAUCGUUCCCAGAUCCUGAUCCGCCAACCAAGACGGCCGAAUUGGCGGCAGUGAAAGUCGAUUUUGACGCCUUGCGCUCUCUCACAGAUUUGGGAAUUGACGUGAAGUUUGUGGAUCAGUUGGAGAGAAUGACAAGUGACGUGGACAAUCAGAAGAGAUUCCAGACUCAACUCAAUCUCACGUCGAAUUUGCUUGAGAAGCUGCACCAGGUGCAAUUCGAGCGGUUGUCGCAGCCGCCGCCGAUGCAUCUGAGCCAAGUGCAGCAGCCGGGCAGUGAUGAAAUGCAACUGGCCACACAGAUAACGUCUAAUAUAGCAGAAAUGGCUAAGAAUCUCCCACCGGAAGCCAUCACAACACCGCACGCACUGAGGAAAGCCAUGGGAGUGUCAACUGCUGGCCUAGAGCCCUAUCAGAUGCAGAGAGUGAGUCUGGUCGGAAAUGUUCAGGGUGUUCCUCGCCUUGCAUGCGAUAUAUCACCGGAUAUGGACAUCACGCCUGUUCCCAUGGAAAUUGAGCCGGAUUCACUGGUGCACCAUCAGAAUCACAAUCACGCCAAUGUCGACAAUACCACACCUGUCGACCUGGAGACGGAGCUGCGGGAGUUCCUGGAGGGUGGCAGCAGUAGUGAAGUGGAGCAUGAUACAAGUAGCAUUGAGCAAAUGCUGCUCAAUUGAGGAGAGAGACAGCCAGUGAGUGAGACAGUGUGGGUUGAGAGAGAAUUAUCUCUUUUUUGAUCAAUUUAAUUAAUCCUUCUCUGCGCUUUUGUGCUACAGUUAAGAGGGGAGGGAUGUGUAUUUGUGUUUCUCUAAUAUAAAUUCCAAUUAUUGUGUCCCUGGGGAGAGAGGAAGAAAGGAUGAAAAAAAAUACAGAAAUAUGAUUUUCCAUGUGAAAGACACCAAAAUGUACUUUUUCUCUGGCGU
Phlebotomus argentipes is the source of this 2636-nucleotide messenger RNA. RefSeq names its product bromodomain-containing protein 7 (gene Brd7-9). The transcript has 4 exons. NCBI's taxonomy places the organism in Eukaryota, Metazoa, Arthropoda, Insecta, Diptera, Psychodidae. Gene Ontology annotation, cellular component: nucleus. The record is from RefSeq and is a predicted model, not a curated record. Gene Ontology annotation, biological process: regulation of transcription by RNA polymerase II. The coding region runs from base 81 to 2390 and encodes 769 amino acids.